AUGAGCGGUUUGGUGCAGAAAGUGACGGACACUGUCAAUGCGUGGCUCGAGAAUGCUAGGAUUGCAGCGGAGGGUAAGAUUGUGAGUUUGCUGGGGAGUGUAUGCGCAACGCCGGGAAUGUGCUGGGGCCCCCUCUGAAUACGGAACGGCGUACGAAUCGGCCACGCGAGGGUUUGUUGCGUCGCAAAAGGUGGAUAUCAUUCAGCAUGCUGCGAGCGUCUGCGAUGAUCUCGCGGUUGUCACUUGGAAGGAGGACCGGUCAAGCUUGCAGGAUGACUCUGCAGAUCUGCAUGACCAUCCACGCGAGAUGGAUGAUGCCCGAAUGGCGCACAUCACAAGGCCCUCUCCGCAGAAUCGUCACGUCACUGACCCUCUGACUCGACGCGCAAUCAUGCAGCCCUUUCAAGGCCAACGCUUGGCCGAUCGCAUCAUGCAAGAGCUCUUGGUGCUGGCAGCAGUGAGUAUGGCAAAGACGUCAAGUCCAGCCCUUUCCUCGCACUGCCGACCAGCCUCAUUCCGCCCAUUUCGCGUAGGUCAUCUCUUUUGCGGCCGGCUACCUGCUAGAGUCUCUCUCCGUUCUGAUGUACAUCUAUGGCAUCUCCACCUUGCUGGCCAUCACCGUGAGUAGAAGCAGUCGUGAAUGCAAAGCAACGCAACUUGGGCUGCCUGUUGGGGGUCCAGGUUUGGUGCGCUGAUCUGAUCAUCGGCCGCGCUCAUCCCACUGCUCAGCUCGUCGUGCCAGCUUGGCCAAUGUACAAAAAGAAUCCGGUUCGAUGGUUGCCCAACCUGCCAUCCGACGACGCGCUGCGGAAAGGCGAGGACACGAAAGAGUCUGCAUCGGCUAUGAAGAAGGAUUCCUAA
Molecule: messenger RNA, 861 nt
Organism: Ceraceosorus bombacis
Lineage: Eukaryota; Fungi; Basidiomycota; Exobasidiomycetes; Ceraceosorales; Ceraceosoraceae
Source: the annotation of a GenBank genome assembly